AUGAAAUUCCAAGCGUAUGAAACAUUCGAAACACCCCAACACGAUACGCAAAGCGAAUUCAUGAUAAUGCUCGUUUCGGCAGUAUUAAUUUCACUGCUGUCAUUUAUUGCUCUCCUCUUGAAUGCAAUAACGUUUGCGUUCUUCACUCUUAAAAUAUCACGAAGUAUGGUAUCGUUCAAAGAGAAGAAUGAAUUCGCCGAACGCUUGCUGUCAUACAGGCGGUUUUCGGAGGAUUUGAUCGGUAAAUUGAGUAGUUUGGCGAAUUUUGAUGCCACUGAAAAUGAGAAAGAAACAUCAACGAUGCUCGGCACAACUUAA
Anisakis simplex (herring worm) is the source of this 318-nucleotide messenger RNA. Lineage: Eukaryota; Metazoa; Nematoda; Chromadorea; Rhabditida; Anisakidae. The record is from the annotation of a GenBank genome assembly.